GCCAGAUAGAGGCAGGCUGUCAUAUCGGCGACCAUGCAGUCCAUUCGCGACCUCGUCUUCAGGCGCAUUCCGACUCGCACCAUAAACCUUUCGAAAACAUAUUCUUCCGUGUCUAGCCGCCGCCCGCCACCACAGCUACCAAUUGGCCUCCGCGCCCUUUCGAACACUCCUCCCAAGGCCAAGGCUCAAGAAGAACAAGAUGGAUCGGAAGCUAGCGAGGAGCUCAAGCAUCACAAGCGGAAGCGGUCCAAGACUGCUGUGGAGAGAGCCUCCGAAGAAGCUCGGCGGAACAAGUUGAAGGCAAAGUUGAACGUCGUGAACGCGGAAGACACUAAGAAAGUCACUGCGUAUUGCGCCGCUGAAAGAUACAAACUUCACGACGUAUCCCGCCUUGUUAAAGCCGAAGGUUUCGAACAGGAUCCAUAUUCAACAGGCCUUUCCUCUCAAGUCAUUCAUAUCCAAGUUGCCAAUGUCAUGGAAAGCAAAGAGGCCGGAGACCUGUUUAUAUUCCCGUCCGGUACCGUGGUCGCAUGGAAUGUCCCGGAUAAAAUUACAUAUCGUUUGGUUAGCAAAACCUUGGUCCCGGCAGCAUUGGGCUCGCGACUUCCCGAGGUCGAGACCGAAGACUUGGAAUACCUCGAGGAUUAUACUCGAAACAACAGCGACGUAGUUGGGGAUACCAUCGUUUUGGGCACCGCCGUUUCCCAGGGCAAUGGCUCUGGACAUACGAACAACGGCGACGGUCAGGCUGUGACGGAACACGAUGUGGACAUGAUAUUGGCAAAGCUCUCCUUUUCAUCUGGAUUGGCGCGCUCCACGAAACUUGCCGUCCUUGAGAGCAUGCUAAGCAAUUACUUCAAGUCUACGAGCCUCAUACCCACGGUUUUGUCCCAGGGUUCGCGUCUCAAUUAUACACGGCAGUUCAUUCUCAUGAAGACUGGAGAGCUUCUCAACAUUAGAGCUCAGUUGAACCUUUCUUCUGAGUUGACUGACUCUCUUCCUGAUAUGUUCUGGGACAGCAGACAUGAGCUUGGACUUGAGCACAACUACGACAAAGUCGGACGCGCUCUCGAUGUCAAUGUGCGCAUUAGGUCACUCAACGAAAAACUGACCUAUGCCCAAGAGAUUGCACAGGUGCUCAGUAACCGUCUCGAAGAAAAGCAUGGUCAUAACUUAGAGUGGAUCAUCAUCUGGCUCAUCGCAUUCGAGAUUAUGCUUGAGCUUCAUCGGCUCUGGGUUGAGCGGAACGAAAAUAUCGACCCUGAGAGCACGGAGAACAUGCUUAAAAGCUAUCUCAAACAGCAGCUCACUAGUCCAAGUCCAUCGGUCUAAAAGGGCUGUCUUUCACCUACACAGUGAGCCUUUGUCCUUUCAACUUUGCGAUAGCUCAGAUCAUACCUUCUUGCACAUUCUGUACGAUACCCCACUCAGCUGUUUGACGCAAUGCUCUAUUUUCAUUUCGAUAGUGUCACAUGUUGGAUCAACCAGUGACAUGGUCCUCGAAGCAGUUGCGUUGCGCACAAGGCCAAGUAUAAAACUCAGAAACUCGGUGGUAGGUACUAUAGAGCUAUUCGACUCGAAUUCUAGCCUUAUUAAGGCAUGAGUCUUGGGAGAGUAUAUUUUACGUGCGAUACAAGGCGUGAGCAUCAAGUGAAGGUGAACGCAACC
Messenger RNA from Aplosporella prunicola CBS 121167, 1668 nucleotides. RefSeq lists its product as uncharacterized. The coding region runs from base 34 to 1332 and encodes 432 amino acids. Lineage: Eukaryota; Fungi; Ascomycota; Dothideomycetes; Botryosphaeriales; Aplosporellaceae. The record is from RefSeq and is a predicted model, not a curated record. Gene Ontology annotation, biological process: positive regulation of mitochondrial translation. The transcript has 2 exons.